Messenger RNA from Penicillium verhagenii, 2979 nucleotides. Its product is annotated as calcium-transporting ATPase. Gene Ontology annotation, biological process: calcium ion transmembrane transport; intracellular calcium ion homeostasis. Gene Ontology annotation, cellular component: membrane. The record is from RefSeq and is a predicted model, not a curated record. Lineage: Eukaryota; Fungi; Ascomycota; Eurotiomycetes; Eurotiales; Aspergillaceae. The annotation marks the transcript as partial. Gene Ontology annotation, molecular function: ATP hydrolysis activity; P-type calcium transporter activity; ATP binding. The transcript has 5 exons.
GAUGCGCUGGAUCACUUCAAUGUCUCAGAACAUGCAGGAUUAUCGCAAGAUGCCGUGCUCAAAUCUAGACUGAAGUAUGGACCCAAUGCCCUGGCUGAAGAACCCCCGACUCCCCUGUGGGAAUUGAUCCUGGAGCAAUUCAAGGACCAGCUGGUCCUUAUCCUAUUGGGCUCCGCUGCUGUGUCUUUUGUUUUGGCCCUGUUCGAAGAAAGUGAUGACUGGACUGCCUUCGUAGACCCGGCUGUCAUUCUUACUAUUUUGAUUCUCAAUGCGGUUGUGGGUGUUACCCAGGAAAGCAGCGCCGAGAAGGCAAUUGCGGCACUCCAAGAAUAUUCGGCCAACGAGGCCAAGGUCGUUCGCGGUGGAAAAACCCAGCGUAUCAAGGCUGAGGAUCUCGUACCUGGUGAUGUGAUCCAUAUUGCUGUCGGCGAUCGAGUCCCUGCCGACUGCCGUCUUAUCUCCAUCCACAGCAACAGCUUCCGGGUUGACCAGGCUAUCUUGACUGGUGAAAGUGAAAGUGUCGGCAAGGAAACCGGCGCUAUCAAGGAUCAACAGGCUGUCAAGCAGGAGCAGCUUAACAUGCUUUUCUCGGGUACCACCGUGGUCAAUGGCCAUGCCACUGCCCUGGUUGUUUUGACUGGUGGAUCGACCGCCAUUGGUGACAUCCACGACAGCAUUACUUCCCAGAUCUCGGAGCCAACUCCAUUGAAGCAGAAGCUGAAUGACUUUGGUGACAUGCUCGCCAAGGUGAUUACCGUCAUCUGCGUCCUGGUUUGGCUCAUCAAUAUUGAACACUUCAACGACCCCUCCUUCGGUGGAUCUUGGACCAAGGGUGCUAUCUAUUACUUGAAGAUUGCGGUGUCUCUCGGCGUGGCAGCUAUUCCCGAAGGUCUCGCCGUGGUUAUUACCACUUGCUUGGCUCUUGGAACUCGGAAGAUGGCUCAGAAGAACGCAGUUGUUCGGUCCCUUCCCUCAGUGGAAACCCUGGGUAGCUGUAGUGUGAUUUGCUCCGAUAAGACAGGAACCUUGACCACCAACCAGAUGAGCGUGGAGAAGAUUGUUUACCUGGCUAGCUCUGGCAAUGGCGUCGAGGAGAUUGACGUCGAGGGUACUACCUUUGCCCCAGAGGGCCAGCUGUCCCACAACGGUAAAGUGGUUGGAAACCUCGCAGUGACCUCGUCUACUAUUCGCCAACUUGCUGAAGUUACCGCCAUUUGCAACACCGCUACCCUGUCUUAUGAUGCUAAGAGCCGUACUUUCUCGAACAUUGGUGAGCCUACCGAGGCAGCUCUCCGUGCCUUGACUGAGAAGAUCGGUACCAAUGAUCCCGCCGUGAACAAGGAACUUUCCUCCCUCCCGUCUUCUGAGAGAUUGCACCUUGCCAGCUCCCACUACGAAUCCCGUCUUCCCCUCCAGGCUACCUACGAAUUCUCUCGUGACCGCAAGAGUAUGUCAGUGCUUGUUGGCAAGGGUAAAGAGCAGAAGCUUCUGGUCAAAGGUGCCCCCGAAUCAAUCCUGGAACGCUGCUCUCAUAUUUUGCAAGGAUCCGAAGGAGCGGAGGUCCCCCUUUCCAAGAAACACGCCAAACUGCUUUCUGAACAAGUGGUUGAAUACGGUAAUCAGGGUCUCCGCGUCAUGGCUAUCGCCAGCGUGAGCGACGUUUCUGGCAACAAACUACUACACAACGCAACUUCUACUGAGGAUUACGCUAGACUGGAGCAGAACAUGACUCUGAUUGGUCUUGUUGGCAUGUUGGAUCCCCCGCGCCCCGAGGUUGCGGGCGCAAUCAAGAAAUGUAAAGAGGCUGGUAUUCGUGUCAUUGUCAUUACUGGUGAUAGCCCCAACACCGCCGAGUCUAUCUGUCGCCAAAUCGGUAUCUUUGGACCCAAUGAGGAUCUCACGGGCAAGAGUUUCACCGGCCGUGAAUUUGACAACCUGAGCGAGAGUGAGCAGAUGAAGGUGGUUGAGACCGCAUCCCUGUUCUCCCGCACCGAGCCUUCCCACAAGUCCAAGUUGGUCGAUCUGCUUCAGUCCAUGAACCACGUCGUUGCCAUGACUGGUGACGGUGUAAAUGAUGCUCCCGCGCUCAAGAAGUCCGAUAUUGGUGUUGCCAUGGGUACUGGUACCGAUGUGGCCAAGCUUGCUGCCGACAUGGUUCUCGCCGAUGACAACUUUGCCACGAUCACUGUCGCCGUCGAGGAAGGUCGGUCGAUCUACAGCAACACUCAGCAGUUCAUCCGCUACCUGAUCUCGUCCAACAUUGGUGAGGUUGUUUCUAUUUUCCUCACUGCCGCCCUUGGUAUGCCCGAAGCCCUCGUUCCUGUCCAAUUGUUGUGGGUCAACCUUGUCACCGAUGGUCUGCCUGCUACUGCUCUGUCUUUCAACCCCCCCGACCACGAUGUCAUGAAACGUCGUCCUCGUCGCCGUGACGAGCCGCUCGUUGGUGGUUGGCUUUUGUUCCGCUACAUGGUCAUUGGUACCUAUGUGGGUGUUGCUACCGUUUUCGGUUAUGUUUGGUGGUUCAUGUACAACCCCGAGGGUCCCCAGAUCUCGUAUUACCAGCUGUCUCACUUCCACCGUUGCUCUUCUCAAUUCCCCGAGAUUGGCUGCGAAAUGUUCACCAAUGAUAUGGCCAAGUCUGCGUCCACUGUGUCUCUCUCCAUCCUGGUGGUUAUUGAGAUGCUGAACGCGAUGAACGCCCUUUCAUCCAGCGAGUCUUUGUUCACCUUCUUCCUGCACAACAACCCGAUGCUGGUGUACGCCAUCACUCUUUCGAUGGGUCUCCACUUUGCUAUUCUCUAUAUUCCCUUCCUACAGGGUCUGUUUGCCAUCAUCCCUCUCGACUGGAUGGAAUGGCAAGCUGUUCUGGUGAUCAGUGCACCUAUCCUCAAAUUUGUGGAGCGUCGUCUAGACACGAGCCAUGUUGUUGAUGCCGCCGUCGCCCAGAACGGUGCCGCCGGCAAGCCCAAGCGCGCAUAA